This is a messenger RNA of Caenorhabditis sp. 36 PRJEB53466, 1232 nucleotides long. The record is from the annotation of a GenBank genome assembly. Lineage: Eukaryota; Metazoa; Nematoda; Chromadorea; Rhabditida; Rhabditidae.
AUGGACUCGGAUCUUGACGACGACUUUGACGACUAUCGUUACGGAAUCGACGAGGAAGACGAUUUUCCGGAAACUCGGCCGACAGUCAUCCUAAUGGGACACAAAAGGUGACUUUUCCGAUGACUUUGAGCACUUUAGAAAUCGAUUAAUUUUGCAGAAGCGGAAAAACGUCGAUCCGCAAGGUUGUGUUUCAAAAGAUGUCCCCGAAUGAGACGAUGUUCGUCGAGAGCACUGCCAGAAUCACCAAAGAUAGUGAGUGGAACGAUUCAUGUAUAACCUACUUUGCAGUUUGAAAUCUCUCGGUUUCCUGUCCAAAAACUUCCCUGUUUUCAGCGAUCUGCUCCUCGUUCAUCAAUUUCGAGACUAUCGAAUUCCCCGGUCAGAUGUGCCCUUUCGACGACUCGCUCGAUCCGGUCGGCGUGUUCCAGAAGUGCGAGGCUCUUCUGUUCAUCAUUGAUGCUCAGGCGGAGCUCCAGGAGCCCAUCGCCACUCUCGUCGAAUACUUCUGCCGUGCCUACAAGAUCAACCAGAAAAUCAAGUUCGAGGUGUUCGUGCACAAAGCCGACGGUCUGACCGAAGAGGCUCGUGUCGAGACAAAGUUUAACAUUUACCACCAGGUCAAGGAGACCAUCAAGGAUCAGAUCGACGCGGAUCUGCAAGUCACCUACCAUCUCACGUCAAUCUACGAUCACUCAAUCUUCGAGGCGUUUUCGAAAGUAGUUCAGAAUCUAGUCAAGCAACUUCCAACUCUGGAGCGUCUCCUCGAUGUGUUUAACAACGUUCGUCAUUUGUUGUCUUCAUCUCACUGGAAGAAUUUGCAGAGCUCUAAAGUGACCAAGUCGUUCCUGUUCGACAUUCUCUCGAAGAUCUACAUCGCCACCGACUCGGAGCCCGUUGAAAUGAACAUUUACGAAUUGUGCUGCGACAUGAUCGACGUCACUCUGGAUCUGUCUUCCAUUUACGGGUAAAUAUUAUUUUCACUAUUCAAAUGGUAAAAAAUGAAUUUCAGAGUAUCUGAACACGGGUCGAACUACGAUGAGCGCUCGUCGUCGAUGAUUCGUCUGAAGUCGGAGCAAGUCAUGUAUCUUCGCCAAGUGAACAAGCAUCUGGCUCUCGUGUUCAUCAUGAAGGAAGACGGAAACGAGAAAGCCGGAUUCAUCGAUCACAACUUUGGAGCCUUCAAGAAAGGAAUCGAGCAAGUCUUCAAAGUCAAGAACCGAGGAACAUUCUAA